Coffea arabica (coffee) is the source of this 656-nucleotide messenger RNA. RefSeq lists its product as uncharacterized. The record is from RefSeq and is a predicted model, not a curated record. NCBI's taxonomy places the organism in Eukaryota, Viridiplantae, Streptophyta, Magnoliopsida, Gentianales, Rubiaceae.
CAGAAGAGAAGAAUCAAGGCGUAAGGUGAUGCUGAAGUCAUCACCAAAGUCCAAGGCAGAGGAUGAAGUUGAGACUUCAGCAUUGGUUUCUAAGGGGACAGAUUUGGACGGGGAUAAAAGAAGGAAGCCUUGGUGUGAACACUGUAAAAAGUCGUGGCACACAAAGGACACAUGCUGGAAAUUACAUGGGAAACCAUCGAAUUUCAAGAAGAAAAAUGGAGGUGAUAGCAAGGUGUUGCAGACUGUGAAUGAGGAUUCUCAAAAGCAACAAACUGACUUUGAGACACCAGCCUUCACAAAGGAACAAUUAAGCCAACUGUACAAACUCUUUAAGUCUCCACAAUUUUCAGUCACUGAGCCAAAAAGCUUCACUCCUUUCUGUUCUUUUGCUAAAAAUGGAACUGACCACGGGGAGGAUGAUUGGAUGUGCUAGAGAAAAUGGGGGACUUUACUUCCUUGAAGAUGGAUCAGAUAUGACAACACCAAUCAAAAACACAUGUUACGGGUCUGUCUCUAUUACUAGUAAUAAAGAGAUUAUGUUAUGGCACUUUAGACUAGGACAUCCUAGUUUUUAUUACAUGAAAUACUUAUUUCCAGAUUUGUUUAAGAAUAAAGAUUCAUCUUCUUUUCAAUGUGAAAUCUGCGAAUUGGCUAAA